Molecule: messenger RNA, 246 nt
Organism: Fusarium pseudograminearum CS3096
Lineage: Eukaryota; Fungi; Ascomycota; Sordariomycetes; Hypocreales; Nectriaceae
Exons: 1
Coding region: 1-246 (81 amino acids)
Source: RefSeq, a predicted model, not a curated record
AUGGCCAAUCCUGCAGCCCUCACAAAGUGUGCUUUCUACAGCCCAUGGUGGCUCAUGAAGACAAAUUGGAAAUCUUCGCAGGCUUCGGAAGGAAACCGAGCUUUGCGCAGCCACAUUUUCGAUUGGCAAACUCGUAUCAAAAGUUUCCUUGUGCAGUUUCAAUUCGAGAACCCCGUUCUAAACGUCUUGGAGAACGUUGGCUGUCCCUUGUUGGAGACCAAGUGGCCCUUCCCCAACUCUACCUAG